AGAGACUGAGGGAGAGACACACACACAGAGAAAGAGAGAUUAGCGGCAGCUCAAAGCUGGGGGGCUGCCCUUCUACCCAUUAGUGAGCCGGAGGGUGAGGAUUUCUAGCCCUUCCUGCAAUUCAAGGAGGACACCCAGCACAAACAGCUCGGCUUUCAACACUGACACACACUGAACAGCACAGACACACACGCGCACACACGAGUGUGCGAGGCACAGCGAGAAGGGGAAACUUUUCGGAACGAGAGAGAGAGAAAAAAUCAAAACAACGCAGGGCCAUUGAGCCAACAUUGGAGGGGAUGACAGCGAAAGCGGUGGAAAAGAUCCCGCUGUCACUGGGCGGCCUCUUCCAUCAGAUACCCGACAACAUGUACUCGGUGGAUGAGCUCAGUUCGCUGCCCGCGUCCGUCACCAUCUUCCCCAACCAGGAGCUGGCCCCGUACGAGCAAAUGCCCUCAGACAUGAUUAAUGUGGACAUGAGCGGCGACAAGAGAGCGCUGGACCUACCCUACCCCAACAACUACCACCCAGCCUCUGGCCCUAGAGGACAGUCUUUCACCUACAUGGGCAAGUUCUCCAUUGACUCUCAAUGUACCGGAGCCAACUGGAGUCCAGAGGGCAUCAUCAACAUCGUGAGUGCUGGGAUUUUCGGCGUCCCUUCGUCUACCUCCUCCUCCGCCGCCUCUUCCUCCUCCUCCUCAUCCUCCUCCUCUUCCUCUGCCUCCCCGAACCCUCUCUCCAGCACCCUCAGUUGCACGAUGGCACAGAAUCCGAGCGAGAUGGAGCACAUGUACUCGCCUCCCCCUCCUUACAGCUGCGGGGAGAUCUACCAGGAGCCGGCUCCCUUCUUCAGCACCUCCAGCUGCUACCCUCCUCCCCCUCCACCACCACCCCCGAGUUACCCGUCCUCCAAGCCGGUGGUGGAGAACCCCCUGUUCCCCAUCCUGCCGGAGUACAGUAGCAUCUUCCAGGCUCAGCAUUCGCACAGGGACCUGAACCCGGGAGUGGAGCGCAAAUCUUUCUCCUGCCCCGGGGACAGUGUCAGGAUGGCUCCGGCUCUCACUCCCCUGUCCACCAUCAGGAACUUCACCCUGGGCAACCCGGUGGCAGAGGGGGCCAGGCUGCCGAGCGCUUACGGCGGACAGAACCUGCCCCUGCGACCCAUCCGGCUCCGCAAGUACCCGAACCGACCGAGCAAGACCCCGGUGCACGAGAGACCAUACCCGUGCCCUGCCGAGGGCUGCGACCGGCGCUUCUCUCGCUCGGACGAGCUGACCCGCCACAUCCGCAUCCACACCGGCCACAAACCGUUCCAGUGCCGCAUCUGCAUGCGGAACUUCAGCCGGAGCGACCACCUGACCACCCACAUCCGCACCCACACCGGCGAGAAACCCUUCUCCUGCGACUUCUGCGGCCGGAAAUUCGCCCGCAGCGACGAGCGCAAGAGGCACACCAAGAUCCACCUGCGGCAGAAGGAGAAGAGGCUGGCAGCGGAAAAGGCGCCCGGACCCGCAAUAAUAUCCACGGUGUGCUCCGGGGGCAGCCCGCUCGCCGGCUGUCCGCCCAGGACAGUGUGAACCAGUGAACACACACACACACACAGACACACAAGAGACAGAGUCACUCACUGACACUACCCGCAACGCGAAGAACUUUAAGGGAACGGCAUAUUUAUCGCAGAUUGCACCCACGUUUCCUGCAGCUCCGUGUUUACAGUCUGCACCCCAGCUUGGUCUGUAAAGAGCCUCCAAUAGCACCCCCUCCCCACCGCCAACAUCUCUUGUCAAACGUGGGAAAAGAGAAGCGAGUUGGUCACUUCUCAAAAUGUUUCCUGACAGUGUAGUGUUCCUGGUUUCAUUCACCAGUCAGGGUGCUGUAUAGAAAUCUAGAUCUCUUUUUCUCUUUAUAUAUAUAUAUAUAUAUGUGCGUGUGUGUGUAUACUGUGUUAAACUAACUCUCUCAUGCUCGCCCGAGACAAUCCCAGUUCAGAUGCAGCUCCGGUUGAGAAUAUUGCCGGGGUCAAGGGGGCGUGAGGUUAUGUGAGAGUUCUGCACAGGUGACGAAAGGGAAUGGUUUGUAAACAAUUCACUGAAUGUUUGAGAAAACUCGCUCCUGCACUUUGUGUUUAUAGGUCACGAAUGACUUCCAACAACGAGUUGGGAAAAAGAAAGUGACAAAUGACAUUUUUUUUUAAAAAAAAGCUCUCUAACCCUGUCAAAAGUAACCAGGAACGGGUCCACGUUGUGAAUGAGGAUGUAUGCGGCACGCUGUUGAUGUUUUAACUCUUUCUCUCUUACGUGGCAAGUCCCAGAGGAGAGAGAAAAAAAGAUGAGGGAGGGGGAUUAGAGAAAUUAGAUCUGAUCAGAGGUCAUUGAGAGGCAACUUUAUCCGGUGUUGGUUUAAUGGCAAUUGGAUGUUUUGUACUUUCGCAUUUAAACACUGCAUGCUGAGAUAUUUUGGUGCCUUGUUUAUUGUGGACGAUGUCUGCAUGUAAAUAUCCGGCCUUAAAUGACAGACCCUGGCAAUCCUGGAAUCGCCAAUGACCUCCACGAGCUGGCGAAGCUGUGCAGUUCCUGCCGAUUAAUCUGGAGAUUUUUAGAAAAUAUUUUUGUACGCGUUUUUGUGCUAAAUAUCUUCCCUUGUUUUACAUUUUGUAGCAAAGCUCUGUUGUAAGGAGUGUGAAUAAUUUUUAAUGUGGCUGAUGCUGACCUGUUUUGAUGGUUUAAUGUAUUGGUGUAAAACCACUAACUGGGUUUUUAAAGAUAAAGGGACCAUUCAGUCCUCUUAAAGAUG
Hemiscyllium ocellatum (epaulette shark) is the source of this 2793-nucleotide messenger RNA. It is a transcript of the gene egr2b, whose product is annotated as early growth response 2b. Gene Ontology annotation, molecular function: RNA polymerase II cis-regulatory region sequence-specific DNA binding; DNA-binding transcription factor activity, RNA polymerase II-specific. Gene Ontology annotation, biological process: regulation of transcription by RNA polymerase II. Bases 300 to 1577 code for a protein of 425 amino acids. Lineage: Eukaryota; Metazoa; Chordata; Chondrichthyes; Orectolobiformes; Hemiscylliidae. The transcript is spliced from 2 exons. The record is from RefSeq and is a predicted model, not a curated record.